AUGACCAGGCCCAUUCGUAAUGAAAUUCUCAAGGAAGACAAUGGCACUAUCAGCGACCACCUCCGCAAUCAUCUUCAUCUUACAAACUGUAUCCACGUGAAGAACCACAUUCACCGUCUCAGCCCCAACAUGGCUGAACGGUCCCUUUUAAGGGACCUGAUUAUGCUUCAGAGAUCAAGGUCCCUCAGAGACCCGUCUACAAGCCCUGCAUCAUGGCACUCUCCACCAGUAGCCGAUUCUUUUGCUCGGAGAUCAGAGAAGGAGGGCGGCCUGCACAGUGGAAGGAGGUCCUUGGGUGUUGAGCGGUGGAAGGAAAGGGGACGAUUGUCUGUUAGUUCACCAAAGAUUCCCAUUACGGCUACAUCAAAGGUUGUUGCUGCAGAGACUAUCAGUGAUAAUAGGAGCGUAGACAGGUGUAGAUAUUCUGGCACAAAUGGGGGAGAAGAAUCUGGUAGGAAAAAUCACAGACGUAAUCUAUCAGGUAUCAAUGAGAAGCCCCAAGAUUUUCCGGUUUCUGGGAAGACAGAUCUGGAAGUUAAGAAGAUCUUGAAGAAGGGUACCGUGAGGAACAGUGCUCAAGUGAAGACACUGUCGGAGCAAUUAGCAGAAACUACUAACCAAACAGAUUCCGAAGAUCUGAAGCCUCCUUGCAUUCAUCGUUGCACACCACAAUCAGGACAAACAGGUUCCUUUAAGGAGCCAGAGGUAGAUGGACAUGUUCAACGCCGUGGGUUGGGAAAGCCAAAGGAACGCAACUUUAAAGGUACGAGGAGGGUUCAUGAAUAUAUCGGUUCAAGAGAGGCAAGGGUCCUUGAUGACUUGUCUCACGCAUCAAACUCAUUAACCCAGGGUUCAAUGGAUUCAAAAUGCAAUUCAAGAGGAUCGGAAGUAAAUGUUAAUAUUGAUGUAACUCGGGCUCCUAAACAUGUUUGUGGAAUACCCUGGAAUUGGUCAAGAAUUCAUAACAGGGGUAGAACAAUUAUUGAUAUAGCGGGAAGAAGUUUAUCUUGUGGGUUGACCGAGUCAAGGUUGAGGAGAAAUGAAGGUGCUAUGCGUCCACAAGCUGAAAGAGAUGCUUUCAAUAUGGAGGCUUCAUCUGAUCACUUGAGCUCCUCCGCAGGUUCUGACUCUGAGUCACUGCCAUUACUGGUUGAGCCUUCAAGAUCUCAGAGAGGCACUGAAAAUUCGUUCUUGUCAAAUGACUAUUCUGGAGAACUAUGUAUCUAUGCCAAUCAUGAUCUAAACCGUGGGAGAAAUUCUGACAUCGGAUCUGAAGCAAGAUCAGGCACUCAUCACAACUCUAACAGACAUUACCAUGGUCGGCAUCAAAGUUUGACACAGAAGUACGCCCCAAAAAAUUUCAGGGAUUUGGUAGGGCAAAACUUGGUCGUUCAAGCUCUUUCGAAUGCUGUUGUAAGAGGAAAAGUUGGGUUAGUUUAUGUAUUCUAUGGCCCUCAUGGGACUGGUAAAACGUCUUGUGCACGGAUAUUUGCGAGGGCCAUCAAUUGCAAAGCACAGGAACAUCCCAAGCCAUGUGGCACUUGCAUUUCAUGUAUCUCUCAUAAUCUUGGUAAAAGUCAAGAUAUUAUGGAAUUGGGUUCCAUAGGCAAGUUCGAACUGGAAGGGAUUUUUGGCCAUCUUGAGAAAACAAAGAUGCAGCCUUCGUCAUCUUCUAAAUAUAGGGUGUUCAUUGUUGAUGAUUGUGAUACAUUAUCUGCUGAUUCUUGGAAUGCCAUAUCGAAGGUCAUUGAUCUAGCUCCCAGAUGUGUGGUUUUUCUUCUCAUCAGUACAAAUCUUGACUCCCUGCCUCAUAUGAUCAUAUCUAGGUGCCAGAAAUUCUUCUUUCCAAAAUUAAAGGAUGCAGAAAUUAUCGACAAUCUGCAGUGGAUCGCUACCAGAGAAGGAUUAGAAAUUGAUAAGGAUGCCCUUAGACUCAUAGCAUCUAGGUCAGAUGGAUCAUUGAGAGAUGCUGAAAUGACUCUGGAUCAACUGAGUUUGCUUGGCCAAACUAUAUCUCUUACACUUGUUCAGGAACUGGUAAGUUCUAUUGUGAAAACUCUUGUUCAAUUCUCUGAAUUGAUGCACUGUGGGCAAUUACGUACAUUUAUAUCCUGGAAUUGAAUCCUCUGUAAGUGGACAUAAAGAUUGAUCUGGUAUGAUUAUGCCCAAGUUGAACCUGUCAGAAAACUUUAAGCAUGGUAAAAAGGGCAUUCUGAAAAUUUAUUCAAAACGAUAAAGCUUAGGAAAAUUUUCAUGACUACUUUAGAGAUGGAAAUUCUUUUAAAACCCUAAUAAAAGUCUUUUAAUCCUACCUCUUGGUAGGAGAGUCAAACCCCAUUUCGUUCCUUUGCAAGCAUCAGGGAAUUUGUGAUUGCAUAGUGAGCAGCAGUAAAUGGGAAAAUAGGGUGAUUGCAGCAGCAGUGGUGGCAGAGUCAGGAAGAUGCUAGGAAAAAAAUUGGGUGUGAUGGCUGAGGGCUGUGUCAAACAGAAGCACCGGCUGCAUAAGGAUAGUGGGAACAUGCAGCAGUACCAGUAGGGGCGGUGGUGGGAAUGGUUCUUUCUGUUCUUGUCAUUCUUCUUUUUCUCUUAUUCCUCUUGUUUUUUUAUUCGUCCAUAGUUCCACCAUCUGCAACGGUAAGUUCAUACCCAGCAAAAUGCAAAAAAAAAAUUACUUGAUUCGUGGCAUGCAUAGAAUUCUGAAAACUACUAAUAUUGGACAAUUAUUGUUCAAGUGGAACCGUGAGUCUGAGUUUGAGAACCUUUAUCUGAAUCAUAGUACCUUUUCUGUUAUGGCACCUGCAGAGCCUUCCCCGAAGAACUUCUGGAGACUGAUUUUUUUUUCAGUAAAUACUUAAGAAACCUAAUUAUAUUCGGUGAUUAGGGAUGGUGCGUAACUGUAAAAAUCACAAACAGGAUGCGCACUAAAUAGUAGCCAUGGGAAUUAACCAUGUGAGGAUAGACAAGGUAAUUAAAAUAACGCAGAUUGAAAAAUGAAUGAUCUUUAGAAGGAAGAGAAUAUUUUUGUGUACUAAACAGUAAUUUUCAUAUGAAAGAGAUUGACUCUGUUUACUCAGUGCUUUAGAAAUGUUUCCUCUGGAAACUUCUUCUGUGAUCACUGUCACAGUGAGUUGGAUCAGAUGCUCCAUUUCUUGGUGGGAUGUUUGGAAUACGGCAAGCCUAAACGGUUUUCUUGCCAGAGAAAUGCUGCUUAAAACUCAAGCCUUAUGAACUCAUUCUUGGCUAUUGGAACUGCUAUCAUUAUUGGCUCCAGUACUCAAAAUUUAUUUCAUUCCUUUUUCAGGUAGGUCUGAUCUCCGAUGAGAAAUUGGUGGAUUUACUUGAUUUGGCAUUAUCCGCAGAUACUGUGAAUACCGUGAAGAGGUUAAGGGAUAUUAUGGAAACUGGGGUUGAACCUUUGGCAUUAAUGUCACAAGUGGCAACUGUAAUAACUGAUAUUUUGGCAGGCAGUUAUGUGUUCACUAGAGAAAGGCUUCGGAGGAGGUUUUUCCAGAGACAGACAUGUAAGUUAAAAAAUUUCCUUGGCAGCUAUCCCCGCUCAUUGGCAUUUUUCAAUCGAGGAAUCAUUCUGGCCGCUCUUACAUUAGCUCUUACAUUUCUGAUGUUUUCGACCUGCUGCACACCUUUGUUGUAAUUAUAAUGCAUCGUUUAUGGAACUCUUAACUUGCCAUCUUUCUGUCAUUCCAUUCUAGUAAUGAGGCAUAUUUCCUUCUGUAUGAUUCUUGACUUAGAUGUUUCUAAUCAGUCCCCAUGCCUUUUAUCUGUUUAUUUCAGUGUCCAAAGAAGACAUGGAAAAGCUGCGCCACGCAUUGAAGACUCUAUCAGAAGCGGAAAAACAGCUGAGGUUAUCAAAUGACAAAUGGACUUGGCUUACAGCUGCAUUGCUUCAGCUUGCUCCAGAUCAGCAGUACAUGUUACCAGAUUCGUCUGCAGAGACAAGCCUUAAGCACAGUCCACUGCCCAACAACAUCCGCCAGAGGGAUAUUCCUCAUACCUCCCCCAAUGUUCGGGAUGAGAUGGGCCAUGGUCAGAAAGCCUUGUCUGGAAUUACCGGAGUAGAAAACGGUACUAAAGUCGUUAAUGGUGGCGUGCACAAUGGCUGUAUGAUGAAGAACUUAACUGGAAAAAGGCACAGUGGGGUGAGUUCCACACGAGCUCCAGUUUUGUCUGCAGAUUUAACUGAGACAAGUGGAUUGCCUGAUCCUGCUAGAAGGCAAAAGGACGUUCAGAAAGUCUGGUCGGCAGUGCUUGAGAAGAUUCAAGUAAACUCACUUAAAAAGUUUAUGCUAGGUGAAGGAAAACUGACGUCAGUCAGCCUUGGUGUUGGUAAGCUCCAAAUUAUAUCCAUCAAGAUUGUUACUCUGGACUUUCUUAGGCUCUGAACAGGAUAUAGUAGUAUGUGAUUGACGUGGUUAUUUGCUGUGACAUCGAUUCUUUAGCGCCGCAAAUCUGAGACCAUUUUGAAAUGUCCUUCCAUUACUCAUACGACGCUUUAUGUUCAUGUUUUUUCUAGUAUUAUGCAAUAUUUCACUUAUUAUUUUCACCUUCCGUGAUAUAUGUUUUUAAACGACUGCCGUUCUUUCCUUCCUUCCAGCUCCAACUGUGCAGUUGACGUUCAGCUCACAUUUAAAUAAGUCCAAGGCUGAAAAUUUCAGGGAACAUAUUCUUCAAGCUUUUGAAUCAGUUCUUUCUUCUCCUGUAACGCUUGAAAUUAGAUGUAAAUCCGGGAAAGAUACGAAACCAGACUAUGAAGACGCAUAUGCUCAACAAGUUUCAGAAAAUGGUUGCUCUCGAAUGAAAGUUAACCUAGAACCCAUAUCAAAUCGUAAGAACAGGAGAUUAGGUUCUGAAACUUAUAUUGCAAGAAUUUCAAACGAUCAUGUUGUCGAAGGAGACGGUUCUGCCCAAGUUGGAUGGCUGCACUCUGAUUCUCUUGAGAAUGCUAAAAGCGAAAUUAUGGAAGUGGCCAGUUCCUCCCACGGGCUAGCAGACGCUAUUGAUCGGCGCUCAGGGCAGGCAGUAAAAAGUUUGUGGACAGCAGAGCCUUCAUCAUCGCACAAUCCAGCUGCCUUGUUUCCUCCACCUGAAAGAGGGGAAAAUGGAGAAAAAUCUAGGAGGCAGAGUUUAGUAAGAAGUAAAGUAUCCCUUGCACAUGUGAUUCAGCAAGCUGAGGGAUGCUCACAACGGAGUGGAUGGUCAAGGCGCAAAGCCAUCUCAAUAGCUGAAAAACUUGAACAAGAAAAUUUGUAAGUUCCUUUUCUUUACAUUCUUGCUUUUUGCUACCGAGACAUUAAUAAUAUCGAGUAUGACAACUUUUUUGAGCAUCUGCAAAUCAUCUGUCUUUUUGCUGACUGUUGAUUUUAUGAUGCACGAUCAGAUUGGUAGAAUCCAGGAACCAAAUUCAUUUAUUUUGCAGAGCGUAAGGUUGCAAAUCUCCAGUAAUAUGCUUAUAUCAGUCCGUAGAACAUCAUGUUAACAAAGAAAGGGCGGGCAGCUUUCGGAUAGAUAAAAAUUCUAUUUGACUGUGAAUAUCAGAGUCCAGUUUCUUGGAGAGUGAAUUAUUCUGAAGGCAGAAUUGUUCUGAUUCUGAGAAAAUACGACGAAGUAGCCUAGAUUAAUCGAACGAGGUUGAUUAGCAUGGUCCAGUCUGGUCCUUUUUCUUAUAUGACACAUAUAUAUAGUUCUUUUUCUGAAAUUUUGAGUUAGACUGUUCAAGUUUGUUCAUCUCAAAGAUUCGAAACAAGCCAUUAUGACAUAUUUCCUGCUUUAAAAACAAAUGUCAUCCUAGAUCUGCCAUCGUACCAAGCUGGUAAAUUGGCAGCCUGACUCUGCAUUGGUCAUAUCAAUAUAGAUGACUGUAGAUUCUGGAGCUUGAACAAAAUCCUAUGAUUUACUUGAAGUUGAGUGCUAGGUUCUGUAUAGUAAUUUCUUAUUCAUUGGCAAAAUAUUGAUGGAUCAAUCCAACUGCAAGAUCUUGUAAAGAAAUUCCUAUGAACCGUAGUGGAGUAGCAACGAAUUCCUAUGCCGAUGGUAAAGAAAUUGCAUUAAUAUGAUGAUCAACGGAAAACCCCGAGGUAGAAGAGAUGCCGUGUCGGUUGUUCUCAUUCUAUAAUAUUUAAGGAACAGCCGAGAUUCACCAAUCAUCUGUCGAGCAGAGGUGUUGUAGCUUACAUUGUUUUCGUGAUCCCCGUUCAGAUGCCAUGUACUUACUAUUCAUAAUCUCUCAGUUCAUCACCUUUGCCCAACUGGGGGGGGGGAGGAGAAGUAGCUGUGGAUGAUCUGAGAGACCAUGAACUAUUACCACUGAUAGCAAGAUAAUUGACUAUAUUUAGCAAAAAAGAAUUCCGGCGCUACUCAUCCAAGAUGAGGAUUUCCAUCGCGAACUAUUUACCUGACAUUUUUAUCAACUCCUGAGGUUUACUGAUUGUAGAAUACCUUUGCGCAUGAUUUUCUUUGGCUUACAGGUGGUUGGAGCCCAGGUCAAGAAGCCUGCUCUGCUGGAACACUUCCAAAAUCACCCGUGGGAAGGUGCUGCUUCAUCAUAUUUUAUUAAAUCCCAUGCGAUAGAGCGUUGACCCAUCAUUCGCUGCGGUGAAUAUACAUUUUCUCAAUCGGUCAACGGUUUGCUGAUCAGGUGCGGCGUCUGAGAGUCAGGCCAAGGAAGCCGCUGGCCGUUCUGAGGCGCCUCGCCUGUGGGAGAUGCUUGCAGACGAAAUCUCCGAGGUGA
This is a messenger RNA of Spirodela intermedia, 6745 nucleotides long. Lineage: Eukaryota; Viridiplantae; Streptophyta; Magnoliopsida; Alismatales; Araceae. The record is from the annotation of a GenBank genome assembly.